This is a messenger RNA of Engraulis encrasicolus (European anchovy), 799 nucleotides long. It is a transcript of the gene atp5f1d, whose product is annotated as ATP synthase F1 subunit delta. Lineage: Eukaryota; Metazoa; Chordata; Actinopteri; Clupeiformes; Engraulidae. The transcript is spliced from 5 exons. Gene Ontology annotation, molecular function: proton-transporting ATP synthase activity, rotational mechanism. The record is from RefSeq and is a predicted model, not a curated record. Gene Ontology annotation, biological process: proton motive force-driven ATP synthesis. Bases 153 to 638 code for a protein of 161 amino acids.
UGCUGUUGCUUUCUGCGUGGCUUAUGGGUAGCCGUACAGUGCCCUUGUCCUGUGAGGCGCAUUCGUUGACUGGGAUCACGCUUGCAUUACGGGGAAGCCUUGGCCUUUGAUUUAGUCAAGUUUAGGCUAGAUCCACCAGAAAUUUAAGCAAUAUGAUGGCUGCAAGGUUUUUGUUCCGUCGCACAAUCCCUGCUUUGAGGCAAGUGCGUUGCUAUGCUGAUGCACCCGGAGGAGCACCACAGAUGUCCUUCACAUUCGCCUCGCCGACUCAGGUGUUCUUCAAUGGUGCCAGCGUGAGGCAGGUCGACGUACCAACGCUGACCGGUGCCUUCGGCAUCCUCCCUGCUCACGUUCCAACCCUGCAGGUUCUGAGGCCUGGAGUCGUCACCGUCUUCGGUGAUGAUGGUUCCUCCACAAAGUACUUUGUGAGCAGUGGGUCCGUCACAGUGAACGAAGACUCGUCAGUCCAGCUCCUGUGUGAGGAGGCAUUCACCCUGGACAGCUUUGACCUGGCGGCCGCCAAGGCUAACCUGGAGAAGGCCCAGGCCGACAUGGUCGGAGUGUCAGACGAGGCCGCUCGCGCAGAGGCCCAGAUCGCAGUAGAGGCCAACGAGGCCAUUGUAAAGGCCCUGGAGUGAUGUGCAUAUUCAUAUUUAACCAUUGGAUGUUUUGUUGGUGAAAAAGAAAAACCUGCUUCUCUUCAGUUUUACGCAAGUCCUGUCCAGUCAGUAUCAACAAGCCACCAGGCCUGCUUUGUACAGUUGAUGAAAUUACCAAUAAAUUUAUUUGGAAUUAUUCA